Messenger RNA from Diorhabda sublineata, 3251 nucleotides. Its product is annotated as lachesin-like. The record is from RefSeq and is a predicted model, not a curated record. Gene Ontology annotation, cellular component: neuron projection. Bases 452 to 1672 code for a protein of 406 amino acids. The transcript is spliced from 9 exons. NCBI's taxonomy places the organism in Eukaryota, Metazoa, Arthropoda, Insecta, Coleoptera, Chrysomelidae.
CCUUCGAAAGCCGGCGGCACGCGGCUCCAAACGGCACGAGGACUCCGUGGUCGGUCUUCCACUUCUAGUGUAUGACCAGUUUCUUACUCGAGUUAAUCGAAGCGGGACAUUGUGGAGCAUUCUCCGGAGUCUCGACCACGUUGCAUGUACGCGAUCGUCUGCUGUGCGCGACAUUCUUGCGACUCGUACAUUUUUUCGGUUAUAUUUAAUCAAUUCUAUAUAAACUUCGCUACAGACUAACGAAUAUAGCAGACUUCCGUGAUUUUAUUCUUCCUUUAUUCAAUUUAUUGAUUUUCUCUAGAGGAUAUUCCCAAAAAACAAAUCCACAAAUCCAUAGAGAGAAGUACCUUCCAGUUUCUGAUGAGAAACAUCAUUCAACUUCCAAUAUUACAUAUAUAGGGCCAUGAGACUCAACGGCCACAUAGACGGGAUGGAUUGAGAUCGUGCAAUCAUGCAUAACGUACAGACUCUUCGGACGACAUACCCACAUCUGUUCUUCUAUAUGCUGUUUAUAUUUCAGUUUUACGAUGUGGUCUGCGCUUUUGAACCGGAUUUCCUGUACCCUCUGGAGAAUUUGACAGUAGCACAGGGCCGUGACGCAACCUUUACAUGUGUCGUCAACAAUCUGGGGGGAUAUAGGGUCGCUUGGAUAAAGGCUGAUACGAAGGCAAUAUUAGCUAUACACGAGCACGUUAUUACCAACAACGCACGAUUAUCUGUUACACACAACGACUUCAACACAUGGACAUUGAAUAUACGGGGUGUUAAGAGAGAAGACAGGGGACAAUAUAUGUGUCAAGUCAACACAGAUCCCAUGAAGAUGCAGACUGCAUUCUUAGAAGUCGUCAUACCUCCAGACAUCAUCUCCGAAGAAACUUCUGGUGAUAUGAUGGUACCAGAAGGAGGUUCAGCAAAACUAACCUGUAAAGCUAGAGGACAUCCUAAACCUCGCGUAGUGUGGAAACGAGAAGAUGGAGGAGCCAUUGUAGCUCGAACUGGGCUUAGCAAUAAAAUUGAAAGAGUAACGUCGGUUGAAGGAGAAACUCUCAUCCUUACAAAAGUGACAAGAUCUGAAAUGGGUGCCUAUUUAUGUAUAGCAGCUAAUGGAGUACCUCCAUCAGUUAGUAAAAGGCUGAUGCUCCAUGUACAUUUUCACCCGUUGAUUCAAGUUCGAAAUCAGUUAGUAGGAGCUCCUGUAAACACGGAUGUUACUCUACAGUGUCACGUCGAGGCGUCCCCAAAGGCAAUCAACUACUGGACUAGAGAGACUGGUGAAAUGAUCAUAUCAAACGAAAAAUAUUUCAUGACCGAAAUAAAUAAUUCAUAUUACAGUGUGCAAAUGAAACUAAUUAUUACAAGAAUCCACAAGGGCGAUCUCGGUGGAUAUAAAUGUAUAUCAAAAAAUUCCAUAGGAGAUGCCGAGGGCAAUAUUAGACUUUAUGAAGUAGAAAUACCACAACUCGUAGAAAUCUCCGAAGAAACUCAAGAAACUUCAGGGGAACCAGACGAAGAUAGCACAGAAAAUACAGGAAAAAGGCUCUACAAUGGUUUUCAAGGACCUUACAGUGAAAACGAACAGAAUAAUUUACCCCUAAACAUCAGUUCUACUUGUUCUUUCUCGAAAUUCCACAGUCUAUAUCCUGUUCUACUGAUAUUACUUCAAAUAUAUUAAGAGAGCGAAUGUCAGUUUCUAGAAGAAAUACAUUUUGUUUCCGAUUCAAUUAUCCCAAAAAUAAAAAACAAUACAUUUUAUCAAAAUUCAAUCAAAAAGCAGUUGAAUAAAAACAAUGAUUAUUCAAAUAGGGAUCAUUGACUUUUUGAAACAAGUUGUAUUGCAUUUAUGAUAGCAGUGCGAGGACACAUUGUAUAAUUAUGUGAUAUGUGCCAAAUCUACAUGUGCUUUCGCUACUACCUAUUAAGCUGUGUGUUAUAUCGUACCUUGCAUUAAAAAGUUAAAUGAAUCAUAAUACCCAAAUACACUUCUUUUGUAUUGAUAUUGCUUAAAUCUGAACAACACUCAAACUUCAUAAUUUUUCAAGCCGAAACUUUAUACUCGAUAAGAAAAUAAAAUUAAUAUUAGUACUGAAAAUUAUAUUCACCAAAUCAUGGCAAAGUAAGUAAUUUCCAUAGUCAUCAAGUUAUGUUUAUUCAAAAUAGAUAAAUCCAAAACGAGUCAAUAAAUACCUACCUCUUGUCCGAUCGCCGCCACUGUGCGCUAGCUGACAGAAACAAUAGACAAAAGCUGGCUGGCCAAUUAUUUCCUCAAUUGAUAAUGAAUAUAUUAAGAACUGCUUCGCUGUGUUCUUCUCUUUAUAUUUAUACUCUGUGUUUUCAUUAUUGUUCACACUGUAUCGUUAUUAACCUAACUAUUUCUUUUACUUCACUUUCCAGUCGGACAUGUUUUCGAAAAUAACCGUCUACUCUCACACCCAGUAAAUAGCGACAGUACAUAGGAGCCGGAAAUAUUUCUCACAAUCUUUAAAUAUAUUUUCUUAAUAUUUAUGUUAUUAUAUUCGACAAUAUUUAUCAGUUUGGUGUUAGUAUUGUGAUGAUUGAUUUUGAAUUGAAUAUUUAGAAAGUUUUACUAAAGAAUUAACAAUUACCUAUCUGUUUAUCUUCAGCAUUAUUGUUCCGAGAUUAAAUCAAAAGAUACUAAUGUAAAAGUAUUUAGCUUUUAGAACCAACUAAAAAAUAGUUACUAGCUAAAAAUAGAUUAUUCAUGCAUGGCAACACUAUUAUGAUCUAACAUAUUGAAUUAGUAGCACUCUCAAGGUGUUUCUCGGCUAGAAGGUACUUGGGAGCAAAAGACAUCUACAGAGAACUUUAACAGAAAAUACAAAACAACAACUACUGACACUGACUGGUAAAUUUAAAACUCAGCGAACACAAGAUUCUCAACUAACCACUCACAUUGCUCUGUCAUAACACCAGGAAAUUAAAAGUUACACGCCUCGUUUUCCCUUGAAAUUGAUCGUUUCCUUUUAAAAUAUUGGAAAACUUAUUAAAUAUUGACUUGUACACAAUCAGCAAAAUUUUUUAAUGUAAGUGUACCUUAUCCUGUAUAAAAAUAGUAUAGCAAAAUAAAUAAAUGUGAAAAUAUGUUGCUAAUAGUCGCCUGAAUAUAUCGUUUUGAGUCGUAAAUUUAUUUGUAUCCUUUACUAGUUGAAUUUAGUCAUUUAUCGAAUUAUUAAUAUAAUUUCAAUAUAACAUAAAAUGUUUAUAUUUGAGCUAAAUAAAUUGUUUGAAAGUAC